GAGAGAGGCAGGUGCAUUUGCACAGAGGCCUCAUGAAUAGCUGCUUUCCCAUUAACGAUGCACGGCUCUGAAGCGCGCAUAAAUAAUAGCUGGCUGUGCUGAUAAAAAAGCGCACCUUGGGGCCUCCCCCUCCUCUCUCUCUCUCUCUCUCUCUCUCUCUCUCCUCCAUCUCUCUCUUUCUUUCUCUCUCACGGGAAUUUACUUGUUUGUCCCUUUCAUGGCGGCAGCAUUGAAUCUACAAGACAACUUAUUUAACGAAUCCGCUGCUGGACCGGUGCCUUCCUAUUGAGACGCAGGAAGCAUAGACACCAGCCUGCAUCUCUGAGCGCACAACAAAACAAACACCAGCAGCUUCUUUCACCCAAAAACAAACACAGGAACAUCUUUUUAAAGACUUUUUUUAAAUCCGAGGGGUUACAAAUCGUGCAGGAUUUUUUUUUUCCUGAGAAGUUGCAUGUUGCAGGAGUAGUAUUAUACUCGAAGGAGGAAUGGGAUACCCGGGUGCAGGAUGGAGAGGCUGCUGGACGCUCCUGUUUUGGGUCGCUGCUGCUGUCAGCUUGUUGUCGGUCCCAGCAGAGGGACGGAGACUGAGACAGCCCAGAUGUCCCACCGGAUGCACCUGCACCAAAGACAAUGCCCUGUGUGAGAAUGUCCGAUCCGUGCCUCACACCUUCCCAUCCGACGUCGUGUCACUAUCUUUUGUUAAGUCUGGAUUUAAUGAAAUCACUGGAGGAAGCUUUGUCCACACGCCUGCCCUGCAACUGCUAUUGUUCACAGCGAAUUCAUUGGACCUAAUUGAUGAGGAUGCAUUCCUGGGUUUACCACAUCUCGAAUAUCUAUUUAUUGAAAACAACAAAAUCGCAUCGAUAUCCCCAUACGCUUUCCGGGGCCUGAAAGCGCUGAUACAUCUGAGUCUGGCUUACAACAACCUUGAGACUCUGCCAAAAGAUGUCUUCAAGGGCAUGGAUGCUUUAACCAAAGUGGAUCUACGUGGCAACAACCUGAUAUGCGACUGUAAACUCAAAUGGUUGGUGGAGUGGAUGCACCACACUAAUGCCACCCUGGACCAGAUCUACUGUAGCGGUCCACCCUCUCACCAGGGGAAGAAGAUCAACGACCUGCUGCCACACUCUUUCGACUGCAUCACAGCAGAGUUUGCCUCCUAUCAGUCGCUGAAGUUUGAAUCCAUUUCGGUGGGGGCCUUCACCUUUGGCGAAGAUCAGUAUGUUGUGUUUGCUCAACCGUUUGCUGGGACUUGCAGCUUCCUGGAAUGGGAUCACGUUGAGAUGACCUUCAGAACUUACGACACCAUCGAAAGCACCUCCACCGUGGUCUGCAAGCACAUGGUGAUUGACAACCAUCUCUUUGUAAUUGUGGCCCAGCUGUUCGGGGGCUCGCACAUUUACAAGCGUGACACCUCCGCCAACAAGUUCAUCAAGAUCCAGGACAUUGACAUCCUGAAGAUUCGCAAACCUAACGACAUCGAGACAUUCAUGAUCGACGGGGAGUCUUUCUUUGUCAUCGCUGACAGCUCUAAGGCCGGCUCAACAACGGUGUACAAAUGGAACGGCAACGGCUUCUACUCCCACCAGUCGCUCCACCCGUGGUUCCGGGAUACAGACGUCGAAUAUUUGGAGAUCUCCAACAAACCCCACCUGAUCUUGUCCAGCAGCUCCCAGAGGCCCGUUGUCUACCAGUGGAACAGGAGCCAGAAAAAAUUUGAACGCAGGACCGACAUCCCAGAGAUGGAGGACGUCUUCUCUGUCAAACACUUCCGGGUCAAAGGUGAUCUGUUUAUAUGCCUGACAAGAUUCAUCGGGGACUCCAAGGUGAUGCGCUGGGAUGGUGCCAUGUUCAAGGAGGUCCAGACAUUUCCUUCCCGCGGCUCCAUGGUGUUCCAGCCCGUCUCCAUCGGCAACUGGCAGUAUGCCAUCUUAGGCAGCGAUUAUUCACUGACGCAGGUCUACCAAUGGGACACCGAGAGGGGCCAGUUUGUCCCAUCCCAGGAGCUGAAUAUCCAGGCGCCUCGGGCAUUUUCUCUGGUUGCCAUUGACGACCGGGUGUUCCUGCUUGCAUCCAGCUUCAAGGGGAAAACGCAGAUCUAUGAGCACCUCAUGAUCGAUUUGAGUAAUUAAAUUGGGACAAAUUAGCUACCGUUCAAAUGCUCUCUUCUUGUGUUGAACUUGUCAGUCCCAUUAGAAUCCACCAGCAAUUCCCAUCUACAUGUAAGUUUAAACAAAAGGAAGUUUCAAGCUCAAACAAUCUAAAGAGAUAUCUCAAAUCCAGUUCAGGACCUUUAGGUUGAGUUGAAAUUCUUGCAUUUGUUUUGAUCAUUGCGUUUAUUUUAAAGGCGCUAUUGAUAACAUUCAGCCACUAGAUGUCGUAUUCUCCCUCCCCCGUUCCAUUGCAUUCACUUCACAACAAGUCAUUGCCAGACACUUACUGUCAAUCUUGGACGGAGCGCCGCGUCGCUCGCUCUGUGUGUUUGAGAGAGAGGAGGGAAGAGAAGGUGGAAGGUAGGCUAAUGUUUCUGUAUGUUUAAGAAUUCAAAUGUUAACGUUAUGAAUACUUCGUUAUAUUUUCUUUUUGAUUACCGUCAGAUGUCGAUACCGUUGACUUCUUUCUCCGAAGCAUCGUCUGUUUUAGACUACCUGUCUGAAUGAACGCCAUUGCUACCAAGGAUGUAUAAAGAGCUGAUUUCUUUACUGUUCCGCCGCAAAAAAGAUUCCAACAUUCCAAUAAUUGCGAAUCCCCAUUUUCCCUCGGUCAUGUGCGUCCCACGUGUCACGGCCCCACAGUUUGAGAACCACUGUACUAUUGGCUCACAAGCCUUGUUAGAACCUUGUCCACAAAGACAAACAAAACAUUCCUUUUGGACCCGCCAACAUUUCUAAAGUGAUUAAAGUGAUUUCUAGGAAAGCCGUACUUUUAUUUGGCACCUUUCUAAAAGCUCUGUGGACGUAUUGUUUUUUUUUUUUUUUAAUAUUCAUCUACAUAAAAAUGUUAUCAAUAAGACCUUAAAGAGAUCUAACAUAAUUUCCAUUUCAUCGACAAUAUAUUCCACACAGUCCCUGAUGCCUGAUGUUUGGCAACCUGCUGCAACUACUUCAUUUUUAUGAACUCCUUGUAUUCUCAUCUUGAUUCCUCACUAUUUGGAAAUGCCUUAUACUCCAUUUGAAAAAACAUAAUUCCACUCCGAGUGCGAACUGACUAUCUUUCAGGAAUAACAAGCUAUGAAAUCACUGCUUUUGUCUUUUAUUCAACCCUGCAGGUGCAGUUAUUAGACAUACAGUAUAGUAUGUCUCAACUCCAUACAUUUUUUUUAUUUCUAUUUGUAGGAAUUUGAUAGGAAAGAUGUAGAAGUUUGGUAGUGCUAAAGACGACCAUGCAAAACUUUGGACACAACAACUUUUUCUUAAUUUAAGUCUUCUUUAAUUUAACCAAGCAUUUCAGGAAAAUUGUCAUUACAAGAGAUUAUUCACAAUGAAACGUAAGCUACUGAAAUAUGUGGACAUUGUAAACAGGCAAUGGAUCAUAUGACUCACAUGUGACAAAGCCUGGGUUGUUGGACACCUUGUAGAAGAUGGACAAUCUCACAAAUGUGAACCCACGUUUAAUGAUAAUGUAACAGCAGCAACACUGUAGAUAGCAAUGUCAGGGGUAGUUUCUUACUAUAAUAAGACCUGAGCUUGAAAAUGAUGCAAGCUUCCGACCAAAUGCGGGUCAAAUUUGGACUUCUUGUUAAGGAUUAUAUGCAUUCUUCCAGCCCAAUUUGGCAGCUAGUCAACCUAUCAGUCUUUUGGAAUUACUUAAAGAAGUGACCCUGAUAUAUGAAAUCCACUAACCACUGUGAGAAACUGACCUUCUCUGUCCUGUCUACCACACGCAUGACGCAGACACUCAUGGUGUUGACUCCUGAUGAAUGACUCGCUAGAAGCGUCCCACUGUGUCGCCCGGCCCUCCCUCUUUCACUGCACUCUUGCCCCUUUUCUCCCUCAUUGACAAAACCAUUGUUGUCUUUACUCUGCAACUAAAAAAAGCCACAACCACUGUGCAGCACCUGGUACCUGUGCUUUCACACAAGCUCCUCUUAUUCUUACACAAAAGGAAACUGAAUUCUGAUAACAACUAACACUGAUUUGCCAAAUAUAAUGUUUACGUUUUUACAACACUGUGUAAAGUAAUUUAUAUGAUGUUGCUUUUGUAUGUAGAGGGGACCACACUUUUAUUUUUCAUAGAUAUAGAAUUUAGUGUAGAUAAACGCUGUGUAACAUUUUGCAAAACUGUGUAGGCUUACUUGUGUCAGUCUAAUGAUCUAGUUAUUAUCUAGUCUAGGUAAGGAUAUAGGAUAUUAGCUGUUCCUUUGUCAUCCUGCUCAUUGUAUUUAUGUACAGUGGUAAUAAAAUACACUAAAAUGUUAAA
This is a messenger RNA of Sebastes umbrosus (honeycomb rockfish), 4422 nucleotides long. RefSeq names its product leucine-rich, glioma inactivated 1b (gene lgi1b). The transcript is spliced from 11 exons. The coding region runs from base 489 to 2135 and encodes 548 amino acids. Lineage: Eukaryota; Metazoa; Chordata; Actinopteri; Perciformes; Sebastidae. Gene Ontology annotation, molecular function: protein binding. The record is from RefSeq and is a predicted model, not a curated record. Gene Ontology annotation, biological process: myelination.